This is a messenger RNA of Prorocentrum cordatum, 309 nucleotides long. The record is from the annotation of a GenBank genome assembly. NCBI's taxonomy places the organism in Eukaryota, Dinophyceae, Prorocentrales, Prorocentraceae.
GUUCUGGCGAGGGACCUGCUCGACUCCGCCCGGGCGGGUGCGCCGCUGGCUGCCGCGGCCGGCGUGGACCUCUCCAGGGUGCUGUGGGCGCUGGGCGCCCUGCAGUUGGACCACCCCGUCUUCGAGCGCGUCCCAUCAUCCGUGGACGUGUCCCGGGCAAGCACCCAGUGCCUCGCGAACAUCCUCUGGGCCGCCGCCAAGGUCGGCCGCGCCGCGCCUCGCGCGCUGCACGCGGAGCUGCGGCGGCGCGGCCCGCUGCCAGCGGCCGAGCUCUCGGCCUCGCUCUGGGCCCUGGCUGCGCUGCGCGAC